Molecule: messenger RNA, 1769 nt
Organism: Sinocyclocheilus rhinocerous
Lineage: Eukaryota; Metazoa; Chordata; Actinopteri; Cypriniformes; Cyprinidae
Product: gastrula zinc finger protein XlCGF26.1-like
Exons: 3
Coding region: 165-1535 (456 amino acids)
Biological process (GO): regulation of transcription by RNA polymerase II
Molecular function (GO): RNA polymerase II cis-regulatory region sequence-specific DNA binding; DNA-binding transcription factor activity
Source: RefSeq, a predicted model, not a curated record
UGACGUUUCGGUUCUUCAUGAACCCGUGUUUUGAAAGCGCCCAUCGCUACAUUAAUGCUGCUUAUAUUAUAAGCCAGAUCAGUUUCGGUUGUAAAAUGUCUAUUAGAGAAUAGAAUGAAUUAAAACUGACUAACGGAUAUUCUGCGAAAUAAACUUGAUGGAUAAUGAUGGAGCAGCAUGAAAGCGACCAGACCACACUGGCACCAGAUGUGAGGACAAAAACCUGCCAAUCGUCACCUAGACAAGAGCACAACAAUGAAAAACAGUAUCAGAAUGAACGGAAAGAAGAUUCUGUCACUCGCCAUGAAUGUGGGAUGCAUUUCUUUAAGGAAGCAAGUCAUGAGGAGCACACGAGAAUUCACACUGAAGAGAAACCAUUCAUCUGCCCUCAGUGUGGAAAGAGUUUCACAGUGAAACAAAAGCUCGAGGCUCAUUUAAGGAUUCACACUGGAGAGAAACCUUUCAGCUGCCCUCAGUGUGGAAAAAGUUUCACGCAACAAGGUCAGCUUAACAUUCACAUGAGAAUUCACACUGGAGAGAAACCUUUCACCUGCCCUCAGUGUGAAGUGAGCUUCACGCAACAAGGAUACCUUAAACGUCACAUAAGAACUCACACUGGUGAGAAACCGUUCAUCUGCCCUCAAUGUGGAAAGAGUUACAAAGUAAAACAAAGCCUUGAGAGUAAUGUGAGAGUUCACACUGGAGAGAAGCCGUUUAUCUGCCCUCAGUGUGGAAAAGCCCUCCAUUCCAAAGAAGCCAUUUAUUUACAAAGCCUUGAGAGUCACAUGAGAAUUCACACUGGAGUGAAGCCUUUCUCCUGCCAUCAGUGUGGAAAGAGAUUCACAGUGAAACAAAGCCUCGAGAGUCACAUGACCAUUCACACUGGAGAGAAACCUUUCACCUGCUCUGAGUGUGGAAAGAGUUUCACAAUGAAGCAAAAGCUUGAGAGACACGUGAAAAUUCACACUGAAGAGAAACUUUUCAUCUGCCCUCUAUGUGGGAACAGUUUCACAAUGAAAACCAACCUUGACAGACACAUGAAAAUUCACACUGAAGAGAAGCCUUACACCUGCUUCGUGUGUGGAAAGAGUUUUAGAAUAAAACAAAACCUUGAUAGUCACAUGAGAGUUCACACUGGGCUGAAGCCCUUCAUCUGCUGUGAAUGUGGGAAAAGUUUCACUGUGAAACAAAGCCUUGAGAGUCACAUGAAACUUCACAAUGAACCGGAGGCUUUUACCUGUUCCGAGUGUGGAAAGAGUUUCACAGUGAAGCAAAACCUUGAGAAUCACAUGAGAAUUCACACUGGAGAGAAACCUUUCACCUGCCCUCAGUGUGAAAAGAGCUUCACGCAACAUGGACACCUUAAACGUCACAUGAGAAUUCACGCCGGAGAGAUGCAUUUUGACCGAGUUGGGGAAUCUCCUCUGCUGUCACCUGUGUACAGCAUCCAUCCAAAUGCAGUGAUGGCAGUCAUAGCAUACCAGGACACCCACCAGCUAUCGGAGGAGAGUGAUAUAGUCAAUCUGUUUAUAUGACUAGGAGGUCAUGACCAAUAAGAGACCAACAGGACAAUUACUGUGUUGACAAUUAAGUGUUUCUAUUGUUCAUUAUUAUGGGAGCUGCGGUGUUUCCCCUUAAUUAUAUAUUUACACAAUUAUUCUGCAUAUUUUGAAUGUUUAUUAUACCUUAUAUGUUAAUAUUGAUUUAUGUGAUGUUUUUCUAAUAAUGUAUAACCUAAUGUACAAAAAAAUAAAAUUUAAAGGGAUAGG